CAUAGCUGGCAAUUAGCCAGCAGGAACUCCAGCUGGGACAACAAGAGCCACCACCUUGCUGGGGGGAAGAAUACUCUCAGCAGUUGCUGGAGGACAGAGGACGUGCGGCAACACCUGGCCUGCAGAGUGUCCCAAGAAGCAACCAUGUCUGCCCUGUACCCAUCUCUGGAGGACCUGAAGGUAGACCAGGUCAUUCAGGCCCAGGCCAGAGCCGUGCCCAAGAUGCCUGCCCUGCUCUCCCAGAAGGCAGCUGUCUCCCAGCCCCCAGCUUUGUAUCCCAACCUGGCAGAACUGGGGAGCUAUAUGGGCCUUUCCCUCUUCAGCCCAGAAGUUCGGCAGAAUCUGCCUCAGACAGCGGCCUCGGGCGCGUCGCUGGGCCUGGUGGUGGCGCCGGUGUCCGGAGACAGCCUGGGUGUGCGGCGCGCGGAGAUCAAGCCCGGGGUGCGCGAGAUCCACCUGUGCAAGGACGAGCGGGGCAAAACCGGGCUGCAACUGCGGGCCAUCGACAAGGGUGUCUUUGUGCAGCUGGUCCAGGCCAACACCCCUGCGUCCCUUGUGGGGCUCCGCUUCGGGGACCAGAUCCUGCAGAUUGAGGGGCGCGACUGUGCCGGCUGGAGCACAGACAAAGCCCACCGGGCGGUGAAGAAGGCGCCGGCGGAGAAGAUCGUCAUGGUCGUUCGGGACAGGCCGUUCCAGCGGACUGUGGUCACGCAAAAAGACAGCACAGGCCAAGUCGGCUUCUUCAUCAAGAAGGGGAAGGUGGUCUCUGUGGUGAAAGGGAGUUCCGCGGCCCGCAACGGGCUCCUUACCAACCACUACAUCUGCGAGGUGAACGGGCAGAACGUCAUUGGGUUGAAGGACAAAGAGAUCGGGCAGAUCCUGGCCACGGCCGGCAAUGUCGUCACCCUGACCAUCAUCCCCACUGUGAUCUACGAGCACAUGGUCAAGAAGUUGUCCCCGACCCUGCUCCACCGCACCAUGGACCACUCCAUCCCAGAUGUCUGAGGCCAGAGGGGCAGCUUGGGUCUCUCACCCUUCUCCCAUCGUCCUGCUGAAAGGGCUGUGUCCCGGGAUGACAGGGUGUAGCUGGCCCACUGCCUUGGGGGGGGGGUGUGCCUGUGGGGUUACUACCUGGGGGGAGGGGAUGUCCCAGG
Loxodonta africana (African savanna elephant) is the source of this 1154-nucleotide messenger RNA. RefSeq names its product syndecan binding protein 2 (gene SDCBP2). Gene Ontology annotation, cellular component: cytoplasm; plasma membrane. Gene Ontology annotation, molecular function: protein binding. The transcript is spliced from 9 exons. NCBI's taxonomy places the organism in Eukaryota, Metazoa, Chordata, Mammalia, Proboscidea, Elephantidae. The record is from RefSeq and is a predicted model, not a curated record. The coding region runs from base 145 to 1005 and encodes 286 amino acids.